Messenger RNA from Cheilinus undulatus (humphead wrasse), 5057 nucleotides. RefSeq names its product ankyrin repeat and FYVE domain containing 1 (gene ankfy1). The record is from RefSeq and is a predicted model, not a curated record. The coding region runs from base 80 to 3604 and encodes 1174 amino acids. Gene Ontology annotation, molecular function: protein binding; metal ion binding. The transcript is spliced from 25 exons. Lineage: Eukaryota; Metazoa; Chordata; Actinopteri; Labriformes; Labridae.
GAGCAGCUAGGAAACAUUCGGGAAGGAUGUCUGGAUUGACUUGACCUGCUGCCACCAUGACUCAACACUAGAUAAGUGGAUGAAGAUGGAUGGAUGGAAAUUACAUGUUGAUGAGGAGGUGGCCAAGCUGCAGAAGCACCUGGCCCUGCUCAGGCAGGAGUAUGUUAAGAUGCAGCAGAAGCUGGCCGACACAGAGAGGCGCUGUGCCGUGCUCGCUGCUCAGACCUCCGGCCAGGGCUCCUCCGGCUCUGCAGCUGCAGACACAUUCAUCAGCCGUCUGCUCGACAUCGUGGCCGACCUCUAUCAGCAGGAACAGUACAGUGAUCUGAAAGUGAAAGUUGCAGGACAGACGUUAAGUGCCCAUAAGUUUGUGUUGGCUGCCCGCAGUGAUGUCUGGAGCCUGGCCAACAUGGCUUCCACCUCAGAACUGGACCUAUCUGACUGCAAACCUGAGGUUGCCAUGGCAAUGUUGCGAUGGGCAUACACGGAUGAGUUGGAGCUCAGUGAGGAUGACGCCUUCCUUAUUGACCUGAUGAAGCUGGCCAACCGCUUCCAGCUUCAACUCCUCAGAGAGAGGUGUGAAAAAGGUGUGAUGUCCUCGGUGAAUGUUAGGAAUUGUAUUCGCUUCUAUCAAACAGCUGAGGAGCUAAAUGCCACCACCCUGAUGAAUUACUGUGGGGAGAUCAUCGCCAGUCACUGGGAUGAUUUGAGGAAAGAAGAUUUCAGCACCAUGAGCGCUCAACUACUUUACAAGAUGAUCAAAUCUAAAACAGAGUAUCCUCUCCACAAAGCCAUCAAAGUUGAACGAGAAGAUGUCGUCUUUCUUUAUCUCAUAGAGAUGGACUCACAGUUACCUGGUAAGCUAAAUGAACUGGACAAUAACGGUGACCUGGCUCUCGACCUGGCGCUCUCUCGUAAAUUGGAAAGUAUUGCCACUACUCUCGUUAAUAACAAAGCCGAUGUAGACAUGGUGGACCAAAGCGGCUGGAGUCUCCUGCACAAGGCCAUUCAAAGAGGUGAUGAGUUUGCCUCCAUCUUCCUGAUUCGUCACUCAGCUCAGGUAAAUGCAGCCACAGUUGGGGCGGUUGAAACCCCUCUUCACCUGGUCUGUUCUUUCAGCCCUAAGAAACACUCAGCUGAAGUGAUGAGUGGUAUGGCACAAAUCGCAGAGGCCCUCCUCAAGACGGGGGCAAACCCCAACAUGCAGAACAGCAAGGGCAGAACUCCACUUCAUGAAGCUGUGGCAUCGGGGAACGAGCCCGUGUUCAACCAACUACUACAAUGCAAACAGCUUGACCUCGAACUCAAAGACCACGAGGGCAGCACGGCUCUGUGGCUGGCCCUGCAGUACAUCACCAUGUCUUCAGACCCUUCAAUAAACCCUUUCGAGGAUGAUGCUCCAGUAGUAAACGGCACCUCUUUUGAUGAGAAUAGCUUUGCAGCGCAGCUUAUCCAGAGAGGGAGCAAUCCUGAUGCACCUGACACCACCACAGGAAACUGUCUCAUGCAGAGAGCUGCUCAGGCGGGCAAUGAGGCAGCUGCUCUUUUCCUCGCCACUCAUGGAGCGAAGGUUAACCAUGUGAACAAAUGGGGUGAGAGCCCGCUUCAUACAGCAUGUCGCUGUGGCUUGGCCAGCCUGACUGCAGAGCUUCUCCAGCAGGGGGCCAACCCCAACCUGCAGACCCAGAAGGCUCUGUCAGAUGAUAACCGUGAUGUGGCUAUGCAGACACCCCUCCACAUGGCCAUUGCUCAUAACCACCCAGAUGUUGUCUCUGUGAUUCUCGAACAAAAAGCCAAUGCACUUCAUGCAACCAACAACUUCCAGAUCAUUCCAGACUUCAGUCUCAAAGACUGCAUUGACCAGACAGUGCUGGGCCUGGCCCUCUGGACAGGAAUGCACACCAUAGCAGCUCAGCUGCUGGGAUCAGGGGCUUCUAUCAAUGAUACAAUGUCUGACGGACAAACUCUGCUCCAUAUGGCCAUCCAAAGACAGGACAGCAAGAGUGCCCUCUUCCUCCUUGAGCACCAGGCAGAUAUCAAUGUUAGGACACAGGAGGAAAAAACAGCACUACAGCUGGCCAUCAGUAACCAGCUGCCACUGGUGGUGGAUGCCAUUUGCACACGAGGAGCUGAUAUGUCAGUGGUGAACGACAAAGGAGACCCUCCAUUAUGGCUGGCUCUGGUGAACGGUUUGGAAGAUAUCGCAUCCACACUGGUCCGCCAUGGCUGCGAUGCAACUUGUUGGGGCCCUGGACCCUCAGGCUGCCAGCAGACCCUCUUGCAUAGAGCUGUUGAUGAGAACAAUGAAGUCUCUGCUUGCUUCCUCAUUCGCAGUGGGUGUGACGUAAACAGCCCCAGGCAGCCUGGGCCUAAUGGGGAAGGAGAUGAAGAAGCACGAGACGGACAAACGCCUCUCCACCUUGCAAGCAACUGGGGGUUGGAGGAGGUGGUGCAGUGCCUUUUAGAGUUCGGAGCAAAUGUUAAUGCGCAGGAUGCGGAGGGCAGAGCUCCCAUCCACGCUGCCAUUAGCAACCAGCACAACGUCAUCAUACAGCUCCUCAUAUCUCAUCCUGACAUCCGCCUCAACAUACGUGACCGUCAAGGCAUGACUCCAUUCGCCUGUGCCAUGACACACAAGAACAAUAAGGCGGCAGAGGCUAUCCUAAAGAGGGAGCCUGGAGCUGCAGAACAGGUUGACAACAAAGGGCGUAAUUUUCUACACGUGGCUGUGCAGAAUUCAGACAUUGAAAGUGUCCUGUUCCUCAUCAGUGUCCAAGCUAAUGUCAACUCCAGAGUUCAGGACGCUGCCAAACUCACCCCUCUCCACCUGGCUGUCCAGGCCGGGUCUGAGAUCAUCGUCCGCAACCUGCUGCUUGCUGGAGCCAAAGUAAAUGAGCUGACCAAACACAGACAGACAGCGCUGCAUUUGGCUGCUCAGCAGGACCUAGCCACUAUUUGUUCUGUGCUUCUGGAGAAUGGAGUAGACUUUGCUGCCGAGGAUGAGAAUGGCAAUAAUGCUCUGCAUCUGGCUGUAAUGCAGGGCCGCCUUAACAAUGUCAGAGCCCUUCUCACAGAGUCCAACAUCGAUGCUGAGGCCUUCAAUCUCAGGGGUCAGUCACCAAUGCAUGUACUUGGCCAUUAUGGGAAAGAGAACGCCGCUGCCAUUUUUGAGUUGUUCCUGGAGUGUAUGCCGGAGUAUCCUCUGGACAAACCUGAUAAUGAAGGGAACACAGUUCUGCUCCUAGCCUAUAUGAAAGGAAAUGCAAACCUGUGCCGUGCCAUUGUGAGGGCCGGAGCUCGACUCGGCGUCAAUAAUAAUCAGGGCAUCAACAUUUUCAACUACCAAGUCGCAACCAAGCAGUUGCUCUUCCGCCUUCUAGAUAUGCUGUCCAAAGAGCCCCCAUGGUGUGAUGGGUCAAACUGCUAUGAAUGUGCUGCCAAGUUUGGUGUAACAACACGGAAACAUCACUGCCGCCACUGUGGGCGCCUGCUGUGCCACAAGUGCUCUAUAAAGGAGAUCCCCAUCAUCAAGUUUGACCUGAACAAGCCGGUGAGAGUGUGUGACAUCUGCUUUGAUGUACUGACUCUGGGUGGGGUAUCGUAAUCCAGCCGUUUGGAGCUCCUCCGCCCUCUGACACCGGCCAUGCUAGGCUCAACUCAGCACAGAUAUCCAGGCACACCAGGAGAAGGGACACCAGUAGCAGGACAAACUAACGAGAUUCCUGGAGAGUUAUGGACCAUCAUCAUUUAUAAUGUUCCAGUCUAUGAAAAACUAUUAAUGUUCUAGAGGGAUGUUGUCUUUUUGUUUAUGUUUUGAUCAAAAUAUCAAGUGGAUAAAGAUCUCCAGCUGGACAAAGUUGGUUAAUCAAUUUCCCAUGAUCAGUAAUAUUUUUUAUGAUUAGCUCUUACUAUGUCAGGCUAUACGUAGACAUUUCAAUUAAAUGAUGAAGGUUAGAAUGAUCAAAUCAGCUUUUGGAAGGAGGGGUUCCUGCUCCCUGUAGGUUUAUUUCACCAUCUGCAGCCUUCAUGCUAUAUGACCUGCCCAAAGACAAAAACUCAAUGAAUUCUUGCAUUUAUGUGAGAGCGGAGGCUGCUGUCAGCCAAGAGCAAAACUGUAAAACGGCAGUAGAUCCAUGGAUCUACAAAGACUGAACUAUCAGCAUGUUCUCUGUAAUCUUUCAUCUGUCUUUCUUCUGUCAUCCUGACUCUGUGCUGACUGGAUAACAUGGGACAGAUUUGGAAGAUUUAAAGGGAAAGAAAACCUACUUAAUUUUUAGAUGAGCAUCAUUCCCUAAAGAAUUAUAUCAUUGUCAUUGUCUUAUUUUACUGUUAGAGGUGACAGACAGCACAACUGAGCAUUGUUGAAAACCCUAAUGAAAUCUGUCUUUGUCUUCUGUGAUUGUUCCAUCUUCUUGCUGACUUUUAACAUUUCAAGUUGAUGACAUGUGACCUGAGAAAUCCUUUUUUUUUCUACAAGAGGAACAAAAACAAUUCUCUCAACUGUCAUCAUCCUCAGUUACAGAGAUGCCUCUUAUGCCUAUGCAUGUGAUUUAAUUUGUAGCCUUGUCAUGUCAUAAUCAUUAAUCAUUUUUCAGAAAUCAGCCAUCAAAUGAUUACAUUCCAUUCAUGCCAUGAGGUCCUUUGUAGGAAGCCGUGAUCAAAUCCCCCAAAUGUUGCCUCAAGUCAAGUCGUGGUCUUGACCCAUCACGUGUAACGCUUCUUGAUUUCUAAGCCUAACAGGUGCACUUUAUCAAAGAUCACAUGGCAUUUCCGAUCAUUGGGGAGAAUGUGGAGCGUAGUGACGGCCAGCGAGUGGGGCCUCUUUAAGUAUUGUUAAAUUGUACAGAUAAAUGUGUGAUAUUUUUGACCACUACAACUGUUUUGUACUUAAAUGCAGUUUGUGCUUGUCAUUGUGACAAACCUAAAUCUUGCCUCUGUUAAUCUUUUAUGCACAUUGUUUAAUCUUUUAUGCACAUUAUAUUGUAUCUGUAUGCUCAGAUAUCUAGCCUGUCUCUUCCUGGUGUAUCCUUUUAGAAAAGGGGAGGACAAAUUUACAU